GGGGCGGGGAGGCGCGGGCGGCGUGCGCGCGCCGGGCGUGGGUGAUAGCGCGGCGCGGCGGGAGCGCGGCAGAGAGGGACGCGGCCACCCUGGACAGCGCACCGCCGCCGCCGCGCGUCAUGGAGCAUCUAAAGGCCUUCGAUGAUGAAAUCAAUGCCUUUUUGGACAAUCUGUUUGGACCUCGAGAUGCUCGAGUCAGAGGGUGGUUCAUGUUGGACUCUUACCUUCCUACCUUCUUUCUAACUGUCACAUAUCUGCUUUCAAUAUGGCUGGGUAACAAAUACAUGAAGAACAGAGCUGCUCUGUCUCUCAGGGGAACCCUCACCUUGUAUAACCUCGGGAUCACGCUUCUGUCUGCAUACAUGCUGGUAGAGCUCGUCCUGUCCAGCUGGGAAGGAGGCUACAACCUACAGUGUCAGAAUCUCGACAGUGCAGGCGACGCUGACGUCCGGGUAGCCAAAGUGUUAUGGUGGUACUACUUCUCCAAAUUGGUGGAAUUCCUGGACACCAUCUUCUUCGUUUUGCGAAAAAAGACAAAUCAGAUUACUUUUCUCCACGUCUACCACCACGCCUCCAUGUUUAACAUCUGGUGGUGCGUUCUGAACUGGAUUCCCUGUGGACAAAGUUUUUUUGGACCAACCCUGAACAGCUUUAUCCACAUCCUUAUGUACUCCUACUACGGACUCUCCGUGUUCCCAUCUAUGCACAAGUACCUGUGGUGGAAGAAAUACCUCACACAGGCUCAGCUGGUGCAGUUCCUGCUCACCAUCACGCACACGCUGAGCGCUGCAGUGAAGCCCUGCGGCUUCCCCUUCGGCUGCCUCAUCUUCCAAUCUUCCUACAUGACAACGCUGGUCAUCCUCUUCUUAAAUUUUUACUUUCAGACAUAUCGGAAAAAGCCAGUAAAGAAGGAUUCAAAAGAGCCACUUGCUGCAGAGAAAGAGGUCAGGAACGGUCUUUCCAAAGCCUGCCUCGCUGCUGCGAACGGAGUGGUCAGCAAGAAAGCACAGUAACGGCAAAAGCACACGCACGGCAGUAGGCUGGCAGGUUCGCUUGUUUUAAAGCAGAGACUAAAUUGAAAGUUGUGUGUUUUAGCAUAAACUAAUUUCUUUUUGUGUUUAUAAAUCAUUUGUAUCCAGAAUGUAUUAAUAUAUUGCCACUAGGUUGCUCUGUUAACCGAAUGCUUUGGACAGCACAGAGGCGAGGCUGGACUCUGAUGACCUCAGAACAGGUGCAGCUUUCCCACCCCGAGGCCCCGCCCGGGAGAGCCACUCUGUGAUGCCCGGCAUGCGUGUGCAGCCAGGAAGCAGGGCACUGUUCCUCCUGGGGGUCUCCGGACCCCCAGACGCAACUGUGUAGAGACUGUAAGUAUAGGGUACGGUCUAGUCUACAUUAAGCAAUAAUUACCGGUGCAUAACAUUCUUCUGUUUUUAAGCAAUAUGAGAAUCAACCCUAGAAAAUAUUAAAGUGGGAUCAUAAUCACAAGACAAAAACCUAGCAAAACCUGUUUUCUUCACGCCAGUCUUGUCAGAUUUUCAGUCACUUCUAAUAAAAUAAAAUUCUAGUUAUUCUAAGAAAAAAAAAACUCUGCCAAAUCCUCAUAACUCAGGGGCUUUGGAUAAGAGUCAUUCUUGAUUUUAAUUUGAUCUAAAUUUUUCAUCUAUUCCUAUCUCCCAUGAUAGUGAGCCUAGGUUAAUAAAUGUGUCUCAUCCUAAAAUCUCUGUUGCUGUCUGGCUGCCCACUUCCUUUCAGGACAAGGACCACAGUUGAGUGAUCCCUUCCCUUUGGAUGUCUGUGCCACCGGAUUAUUAUAAAUCAGAAGUACCAGCAGUGUGGACAGGGUAAUGUUAGUGAAUGUUACCCCGAACACUCCCUUACCACCAAUCUCUGCAGGUUAGUUUUUGAAGCAAGAAAGAGAUGUAGUUUGGAAAGAUCUUGACACUGAGCCGCGGGCAGGUCCAGAUCAUGGUGAAAACGCCCUCCUGCUCAGCACUGUGGUCUCCGCAGAGCAGCAGCACAGCCUGGGGAGCGCUGAUGAGGACCCUUCUCCCCAGUGUUGGCCUGCUACUUCCAGUGGCCGUGUACCCACCACGAAAAAAAGCAUUUCCUAAAGAUUACACCGUAUCAAACGAGAUUUGCCAACUGUGACACUUUGCUUUCCUGUGUCACUUUUCUAAAAUGUAAGUUUUUAUACAUGAAAUUAACGUCAAAUGCAUGAGCACUGGAAAGGCACUUUUACUGUUCCCUAAUGGUGCCUUCCUGCCCCUUUUUUACCAUCCAUUUCAACUCUAGUUUUAAAUUUUCACUGUGGAGGGGUGGCUUUUUUAAACUUUUACUUUGUGUAAACGACCCUUUCUCAGGACUCGGGCAUGCAUUUUGAAGGUGACUAACACAUCUGCAGGGUAAAGGCACUGUGCCCUGUGGCCCUUCGAGUGGCGCCCGUUUCUGUUGAGCAGAGCUCUCCCAGUCUGGUGCCCACUAUUCUCCCGAAUGGUUCUCUAAAAUUGAGCUGCCCUAGGUGCUUACCACCACCCGCUUCUCUUCUCAUUAGCUGUACUCAGUGUUUUGUGCUUUUCCAGGAACUAAUUUCGAAACUAGGGCUAGCCUUAACCAUGACUGUUUUUAUACUUUCAUGGCAAGACCCGGAUCACAUAGAGAAGGUCCCUCUGAGAGACAGACAGAGCCACAAUUUGUUACCAAGUGCAUUCGGGGUAAAAAGGCAACUCAGAGGCAGGCGGCGCAGGUCGCUGGUCAUCCAGCCUGUUGUCAUUGCUGUGAGCACCUGGUCCCACUGCAGCUUGGGGCGCUUUCAUGGGCCCCCACAUCUAUGCAGCAGGGAGCCAGUCCAGCGUCAGCUCGCCGUGCACGCAGCUCCAAAUGAGAACCGGCUCUGGUGAAGCAAAGUGGAAACCCGUAGCCUUAGACCACUCGGGCUGAUGCACACAGAGCCGUGCCAUGUGGGCCACCAGCAGUGAAUCAGGCGAGGAUUGUAACAGUCAUCAAGUGCUAUAACUUAAAAAACCAAAAUGUUACUUUCACGGUGAUUUUCCUAAAACAGCUGUAAAAUAAUAUUGCUGUGUCUGUAAUCUGUUAAAAAGUGAAUACUGUCAAUUCCCUUUUACCCCAGGAAUGAAAAUACUUUAAAAGAUACUGUAAAGUUGGUUAGUAAUUCCCUCAGCUUUUAAAACAAAAUGGAUUUGGUGAGUGGGAUUAAACAAAAUUUUUCAAGCCAUCAAAAUUAUGUAUUGAACUAGUUAAUAAGCCUAUUGAGGAAUAAAGUUCUCUCCACCCCCUCAGAGAAGUAUUUCUUUUAGGAGAAAAUUGUAUUUGCUGUGAUGAGCAGUAUUUUAUAUGUAAGAGACCAUUCUAGUUUGUCCCUGUAUUUCCACAUCAUUUUUGAAUGUUUAUUGGGCUUGCUUAUUUUGGAGAAAAAGGAUAUGACAUUUUUGUUUUCUUUUGAAAGUACUUGUAUCAUGAGUAGGAUGGACAGGGAGGUAGGAAAAGCCAUUUUUCUUUGUAGAUAAAAAGCAUUCUGUAUGAUUAUUGUAUAAUAAAUUGAUUUUUACACUAAAAA
Molecule: messenger RNA, 3574 nt
Organism: Cavia porcellus (domestic guinea pig)
Lineage: Eukaryota; Metazoa; Chordata; Mammalia; Rodentia; Caviidae
Gene: Elovl2
Product: ELOVL fatty acid elongase 2
Exons: 8
Coding region: 120-1013 (297 amino acids)
Biological process (GO): very long-chain fatty acid biosynthetic process; fatty acid elongation, saturated fatty acid; fatty acid elongation, monounsaturated fatty acid
Cellular component (GO): endoplasmic reticulum; endoplasmic reticulum membrane
Molecular function (GO): fatty acid elongase activity
Source: RefSeq, a predicted model, not a curated record